Molecule: messenger RNA, 1075 nt
Organism: Theobroma umbraticum
Lineage: Eukaryota; Viridiplantae; Streptophyta; Magnoliopsida; Malvales; Malvaceae
Product: expansin-A4-like
Biological process (GO): plant-type cell wall organization
Cellular component (GO): extracellular region
Source: RefSeq, a predicted model, not a curated record
AAAUCCUCAAAGCCUUGCUCCCAGCAAUAAAGUCACCCCCAUUGUUUGAGCUUGCUCUCACUCAAAUGGCCACCACAUCAAUGCAAAUUAUAUUGUCAGUUCUCUUCUUAUUCUGUCUGCUCGGUAUCUGCAGCUGUUUCCAUGGCUCUAACAGAGAUGAUGGAGGUUGGCAAACUGCCCAUGCCACAUUCUAUGGUGGUGCUGACGCUACCGGCACAAUGGGGGGAGCAUGUGGUUAUGGAAACUUGUAUAGCCAGGGGUAUGGAACGACCACAGCAGCUUUGAGCACUGCACUUUUCAACAAUGGCUUGAGCUGCGGUGCCUGCUACGAGCUGCGGUGCAAUGAUGACCCCAAAUGGUGCAUUUCUCGAACAAUAACCGUGACUGCCACCAACUUUUGUCCUCCUAAUUAUGCUUUAUCUAGUGACAAUGGUGGGUGGUGCAAUCCCCCUCGACAACACUUCGAUUUGGCAGAACCUGCUUUCUUACAGAUUGCAGAAUAUCGAGCUGGCAUUGUUCCUGUUCUCUUCAGAAGGGUUUCUUGCGUGAAGAAAGGAGGCAUCAGAUUCACCAUCAAUGGCCAUUCCUACUUCAACCUGGUCUUGAUAACAAAUGUGGGAGGUGCAGGGGACAUAACUUCCGCCUCCAUCAAGGGGUCCAAAACAGGGUGGCUACCCAUGUCAAGAAAUUGGGGUCAAAACUGGCAGAGCAAUGCCUACCUUAAUGGCCAAAGCCUCUCUUUUAAACUGACUGCCAGCGAUGGCAGGACUACCACCAACUACAACGUAGUGCCCGCUGGCUGGCAGUUCGGACAAACUUAUGAAGGAGAUCAAUUCUAGAGAAAUUGUUUCCAAAUAUAUAUAUAUAUAUAUAUAUAUAUUUAUCAGGCACAUGAGCGUAUUAUGCAGAGGUAGCAAAGUGGCGCCCGCUAGCUUUAUGUGUGAAAUUGGCGAGCAAGUGCCAUAGCCUAUAUAGGUACAUAUAUAUAUAUACUGGCUCCAACUAUUUAGUUUGGAGGGGAAUAAGCUGAAUUUUCCAUAAGAUAAUCUGUCGGGAAUUGUUAAUUUGACCAUAA